AUGGCGUCUCUGCCUCCUCCCCCGCCUCCCGGCUGGGGUGCAUCGGCGCCGCCCUCGAUGCCUCUGGCUCCGCCACCGCCAGGAUAUCAACCGCCGGCCGAUCCGAAUGUCGCAAAGUUCGCCCAGAAGAAGAACGAAUGGCUGCGGACGCAACGGAACCGCUUUGGCGAGAAACGGAAAGGCGGAUUUGUCGAAACCCAGAAGGCCGAUAUGCCCCCGGAGCAUCUGCGGAAGAUUGUGAGAGACAUCGGCGACGUAUCGCAAAAGAAGUUCAGCAAUGAGAAGCGUAGCUAUCUGGGUGCGCUCAAGUUCAUGCCCCAUGCCGUCUUGAAGCUGCUGGAGAACAUGCCCAUGCCCUGGGAGUCUGCCAGAGAGGUCAAGGUGCUGUAUCACGUCAACGGCUGCUUGACUCUGGUGAACGAGACCCCCCGCGUCAUUGAGCCUGUGUUCCACGCCCAAUGGGCGACCAUGUGGGUGUGUAUGCGGAGGGAGAAGAGUGACCGGAGACACUUCAAGAGAAUGCGCUUCCCUCCAUUCGAUGACGAGGAACCCCCUUUGUCGUGGUCGGAGAACAUUGAAGAUGUGGAACCGUUGGAACCCAUUCAGAUGGAGCUGGAUGAGUCCGAAGAUGCAGCUGUCUAUGAGUGGUUCUAUGACCACCGGCCUCUGCUCGAUACGCCUCAUGUCAACGGACCGAGCUAUAAGAGCUGGAACUUAACUCUUCCACAGAUGGCCACCCUUUACCGACUCAGUCAUCAGCUCUUGAGUGACGUCGUCGACCAGAAUUACUUCCACAUGUUCGACUUGAACAGCUUCUUCACGGCCAAGGCGCUGAACGUCGCUAUCCCCGGUGGCCCUCGCUUCGAACCACUUUACAAGGAUAUCGAUCCCAACGAUGAAGACUUCAGCGAAUUCAACGCCAUUGACCGAAUCAUCUUCCGCGCGCCCAUCCGAACGGAAUACCGCGUCGCAUACCCCUACCUGUACAACACCCUGCCAAGAAGUGUCAAGCUCUCUUGGUACUCUCAUCCUCAGAUCGUCUACGUCCGGACCGAAGACCCCAACCUCCCUGCUUUCUACUUCGACCCCGUAAUCAACCCUAUUUCAUCCCGGUCCGUCGCCCCCAAGAACAUCACCGUCAGCCACGAAGAUGAGAUUUUCGGAGAUGGUGAUGAGGACGACUUCGAACUCCCUGGCGAUUUCGAGCCUUUCUUCGGCGAUGAAGAACUAUACACUCCAGACACGGCCUCCGCUAUUGCCCUGUGGUGGGCUCCUCACCCCUUCAACAAGCGCUCUGGCAAGAUGGUGCGCGCACAAGACGUUCCUUUGGUGAAACAGUGGUAUCUGGAACACUGCCCACAGGGCCAACCCGUCAAAGUCCGCGUGUCUUACCAGAAGCUUCUCAAAACCUAUGUGCUCAAUGAGCUGCACAAGAAGAAGCCCAAGGCUCAAAACAAGCAGAAUCUGCUUAAAACCUUGAAGUCUACGAAGUUUUUCCAGCAGACUACCAUCGACUGGGUUGAGGCUGGUCUGCAGGUUUGUCGCCAGGGUUUCAACAUGCUCAACCUCUUGAUUCACCGCAAAAACCUGACCUACCUUCACCUCGACUAUAACUUCAACCUCAAGCCUGUCAAGACCUUGACGACCAAGGAGCGAAAGAAGUCACGUUUCGGAAACGCUUUCCACCUGAUGAGAGAAAUCCUCCGCCUUACCAAACUGAUUGUCGAUGCGCAAGUACAAUACCGCCUGGGUAAUAUCGAUGCCUUCCAGUUGGCUGAUGGUAUCCUUUACGCCUUCAACCACGUCGGACAGCUGACUGGUAUGUACCGUUACAAGUACAAGCUGAUGCACCAGAUCCGUUCCUGCAAAGACUUGAAACACCUUAUCUAUUAUCGGUUCAACUCCGGACCCGUGGGUAAGGGUCCUGGAUGUGGUUUCUGGGCUCCGGCGUGGCGUGUUUGGCUCUUCUUCAUGCGUGGUAUCAUUCCUCUGCUUGAGAGAUGGCUCGGAAACUUGCUGUCUCGUCAAUUCGAGGGUCGCCACAGUAAGGGUGUUGCCAAGACAGUCACCAAGCAGCGUGUGGAAUCUCACUUCGACCUUGAGCUUCGUGCUUCUGUCAUGGCUGACCUUAUGGACAUGAUGCCGGAAGGCAUUAAGCAAAACAAGGUCAACACGGUCCUGCAGCAUCUCUCGGAAGCAUGGCGAUGCUGGAAGAGUAACAUCCCUUGGAAGGUCCCCGGUCUCCCAGCUCCUAUCGAGAAUAUCAUUCUGCGGUACGUCAAGAGCAAGGCUGAUUGGUGGAUUUCUGUCGCUCAUUAUAACCGUGAACGUAUCCGUCGGGGUGCUACGGUCGACAAGACGGUCGCAAAGAAGAACCUUGGACGACUUACACGUUUGUGGCUCAAGGCAGAGCAGGAGCGACAGCACAAUUAUCUCAAGGAUGGUCCUUACGUGUCAUCCGAAGAGGCUGUGGCCAUUUACACGACAAUGGUGCACUGGCUCGAGUCCCGCAAGUUUUCCCCGAUCCCGUUCCCUAGUGUCUCUUACAAGCACGACACCAAGAUCUUGAUUCUUGCUCUUGAGCGCCUGCGCGAGGCCUACUCUGUCAAGGGCCGACUUAACCAGAGUCAGCGUGAGGAACUCGCUCUCAUUGAGCAGGCUUACGACUCUCCCGGAACGACCUUGGCCCGUAUCAAGCGCUUCCUCCUGACUCAGAGAGCAUUUAAGGAAGUUGGUAUUGAUAUGAACGACAACUACAGCCACAUCAACCCCGUGUAUGAUGUUGAACCUAUUGAGAAGAUCACCGACGCCUACCUUGACCAGUAUCUAUGGUACCAAGCGGAGCAGCGCCAUCUCUUCCCUGCUUGGAUCAAGCCUUCGGACUCGGAAGUUCCUCCGCUGCUUACAUACAAGUGGGCGCAAGGAAUCAACAACUUGUCCAAUGUUUGGGAGACCGAGGACGGUGAGACGAACGUCAUGAUCGAGACUGAGCUUUCUAAGGUCUAUGAGAAGAUGGAUCUUACUCUGUUGAACAGAAUGCUGCGUUUGAUCAUGGACCACAAUUUGGCCGACUACAUUACCUCAAAGAACAACGUCCAGCUUAGUUACAAGGACAUGAAUCACACCAACAGCUACGGUCUGAUUCGCGGUCUCCAGUUCUCUGGCUUCGUGUUCCAGUACUAUGGUUUGAUGAUUGAUUUGUUGCUCCUUGGCCUGCAGAGAGGUAGUGAAAUGGCUGGCCCCCCUCAGAGCCCUAACGACUUCCUGCAAUUCAGAGACCGUGCAACUGAAACCAGACACCCCAUCCGUCUUUACACUCGCUAUGUGGACAAGAUUUGGGUCUUCCUUAGAUUCUCUGCGGACGAGUCUAGAGAUCUGAUUCAACGUUUCUUGACUGAGAACCCAGAUCCCAAUUUCGAGAACGUAAUCGGUUACAAGAACAAGAAGUGCUGGCCACGCGAUUGCCGGAUGCGUUUGAUGCGACACGAUGUCAACCUGGGUCGUGCUGUUUUCUGGGAUCUGAAGAACCGCCUGCCCCGGUCGAUCACCACCAUCGAAUGGGAUGAUACUUUCGCCAGUGUAUACAGCAAGGACAACCCUAACCUCUUAUUCUCCAUGAGCGGGUUCGAGGUUCGCAUCCUCCCGAAGUGCCGCAACCAGAACGAGGAGUUUUCCGUGAAGGAUAGCGUGUGGUCCCUGGUCGACAACUCGACCAAGGAGCGCACUGCGCAUGCUUUCCUGCAGGUAACGGAGGAGGACAUCCAGAAGUUCAACAACCGCAUUCGGCAGAUUCUGAUGUCGUCUGGAUCAACGACCUUCACCAAGAUCGCCAACAAGUGGAACACUGCCUUGAUCGCCCUCUUCACCUACUACCGUGAAGCUGCGGUGUCCACUGUCAACCUUUUGGACACGAUCGUGAAGUGUGAAACCAAGAUUCAGACUCGUGUCAAGAUCGGAUUGAACUCCAAAAUGCCUUCGCGUUUCCCUCCCGCCGUGUUCUAUACCCCGAAGGAAUUGGGAGGUCUGGGUAUGAUCUCGGGCUCGCACAUCCUCAUCCCCGCCAGUGACAAGCGUUGGUCCAAGCAGACGGACACCGGCAUCACCCACUUCCGCGCGGGUAUGUCUCACGACGAGGAGACGCUGAUCCCCAACAUCUUCCGGUACAUCAUCCCUUGGGAGGCCGAGUUCAUCGACUCGCAGCGGGUGUGGAUGGAAUACUCUCAGAAACGUCAGGAGGCGCAGCAGCAGAACCGCCGCUUGACGUUGGAGGACUUGGAGGACAGCUGGGACCGCGGUCUGCCCCGUAUCAACACCCUGUUCCAGAAGGACCGCAGCACCCUCAGUUUCGACAAGGGCUUCCGUCUCCGUGCGGAGUUCAAGCAGUACCAGUUGAUGAAGAGCAAUCCGUUCUGGUGGACCAGCCAGCGUCACGAUGGUAAACUGUGGAACCUCAACGCCUACCGUACCGACGUCAUCCAAGCGCUGGGUGGUGUCGAGACAAUCCUGGAGCACACGCUCUUCAAGGCCACGGCUUUCCCCUCUUGGGAGGGUCUGUUCUGGGAACGCGCCAGUGGCUUCGAGGAAUCGAUGAAGUUUAAGAAGCUCACGAAUGCCCAAAGAUCUGGUUUGAAUCAGAUUCCUAACCGUCGGUUCACUUUGUGGUGGUCUCCGACCAUCAACCGUGCCAAUGUGUACGUGGGUUUCCAGGUGCAACUAGAUCUUACGGGUAUUUUCUUGCACGGAAAGAUCCCUACACUCAAGAUCUCUUUGAUCCAGAUCUUCCGUGCGCACUUGUGGCAGAAAAUCCAUGAGUCUGUUGUCAUGGAUCUGUGUCAAGUUUUCGACCAGGAGCUUGAGCAGCUUGGUAUUGAGACUGUGCAGAAGGAGACUAUUCACCCUCGUAAGUCCUACAAGAUGAACAGUUCUUGUGCGGAUAUCCUGCUUUUCGCAACGAACAAGUGGAAUGUCACCCGUCCUUCCCUGCUAUUCGAUACCAAGGAUGUGUAUGAGCCGACCACUACCAACAAGUUCUGGCUUGAUGUCCAGCUCAGAUACGGUGACUACGACUCUCACGAUAUCGAGAGAUACGUUCGUGCUAAGUACCUGGACUACACUACUGACAGCAUGAGUAUCUAUCCUUCCGCAACGGGGUUGAUGAUUGCCAUCGAUCUCGCAUACAACCUCUACUCCGCUUAUGGGCAGUACUUCCCUGGUUUGAAGACUCUGAUCCAACAAGCCAUGGCGAAGGUCAUGAAGGCCAACCCGGCAUUGUAUGUGUUGCGAGAGCGUAUCCGGAAGGGUCUGCAGCUGUAUGCUUCGGAAAGCAACCAGGAGUUCCUCAACUCUCAGAAUUACUCUGAGCUCUUCAGUCCACAAAUCCAGCUUUUCAUCGAUGAUACCAACGUCUACCGUGUGACCAUCCACAAGACCUUCGAAGGUAACCUUACGACGAAGCCUAUCAACGGUGCUAUCUUCAUUUUCAACCCUCGCACUGGACAACUGUUCUUGAAGAUUAUCCACACCAGCGUUUGGGCGGGUCAGAAGCGUCUCGGUCAAUUGGCGAAGUGGAAGACAGCCGAAGAAGUUGCAGCGCUCAUCCGGUCUCUGCCUGUUGAAGAGCAGCCUAAGCAGCUCAUUGUCACUCGUAAGGGUCUUCUGGAUCCUUUGGAGGUGCAUUUGCUGGACUUCCCCAACAUCUCUAUCCGUGCUUCGGAACUGCAGUUGCCUUUCCAGGCUGCGAUGAAGGUCGAGAAGCUCGCUGAUAUGAUUCUUCGGGCGACUGAGCCUCAGAUGGUUCUGUUCAACCUGUACGAUGAAUGGCUGAAGUCGAUUUCCCCUUACAUUGCCUUCUCUCGUCUAAUUCUGAUUUUGCGCGCCCUCCACGUGAACAUCGAUAAGGCCAAGAUCAUUCUCAGACCUGAUAAGAGUGUCAUCACCCAAGAGCAUCACAUCUGGCCCACGUUGUCCGACGAGGACUGGAUGAAGGUUGAAGUGCAGCUCCGCGAUCUCAUCCUCAAUGACUAUGGCAAGAAGAACAAUGUCAAUGUUCAGAGCUUGACGAGCAGUGAAGUUCGUGACAUUAUCUUGGGUAUGGAGAUCAGUGCACCGUCACUCCAGCGCCAGCAAGCUGCAGAGAUCGAGAAGCAGCAGGAAGAGCAGAAGCAGCUUACGGCUGUCACUACGAAGACGCAGAACGUUCGGGGUGAGGACAUCAUUGUUACCACCACGUCGCAGUAUGAACAGCAAUCGUUUGCUUCAAAGACCGAGUGGCGCACCCGUGCUAUCGCGACCUCCAACUUGCGGACUAGGUCGAACAACAUCUAUAUCUCCUCCGACGAGGUUAGGGAUGAGGGUUACACCUACAUCAUGCCUAAGAAUGUCCUUAAGCGAUUCAUCACCAUUGCUGAUCUACGUGUGCAAGUUGCCGGUUUCCUUUACGGUAGCUCGCCACCCGACAACGAUCAAGUCAAGGAGAUUCGCACGAUCGUCAUGGUUCCUCAGGUUGGUAACACGCGUGAGGUUCAAUUGCCCCAGCAACUACCCCAGCAUGACUACUUGAACAACCUCGAACCUCUUGGUGUGAUCCAUACUAUUUCCGGAAACGAGCCACACUAUAUGACGGCCGCGGAUGUGACGCAGCACGCUCGCUUGAUGAACGCCCAUUCUUCCUGGGACAAGAAGACGGUCACGAUGACUGUUUCUUUCACCCCUGGAUCGGUUUCGCUUGCCGCGUGGGGACUCACUCCCCAGGGCUACAAGUGGGGUGCUGAGAACCGGGAUAUGACAUCGGAUCAACCCCAGGGGUUCUCGACUAGCAUGGGCGAGAAGUGCCAGCUUCUGCUCAGUGACAAGAUCCGUGGGUACUUCCUUGUUCCGGAGGAUAAUGUCUGGAACUAUAGCUUCAUGGGAAGCUCCUUCGGUAGUGUGGAGAAGCGGCCAGUGUAUGUUAAGAUCGACACGCCCCUGAAAUUCUACGACGACCAGCACCGCCCACUUCACUUCCAGAACUUCGCUGAGCUGGAAGAUAUCUGGGUUGAUCGUUCGGAUAACUUUGCGUGA
Aspergillus aculeatus ATCC 16872 is the source of this 7059-nucleotide messenger RNA. It is a transcript of the gene prp8, whose product is annotated as U4/U6-U5 snRNP complex subunit PRP8. Lineage: Eukaryota; Fungi; Ascomycota; Eurotiomycetes; Eurotiales; Aspergillaceae. The transcript has a single exon. Gene Ontology annotation, cellular component: U5 snRNP; catalytic step 2 spliceosome. Gene Ontology annotation, biological process: mRNA splicing, via spliceosome; spliceosomal tri-snRNP complex assembly. The record is from RefSeq and is a predicted model, not a curated record. Bases 1 to 7059 code for a protein of 2352 amino acids. Gene Ontology annotation, molecular function: U5 snRNA binding; U2 snRNA binding; protein binding.